GUCAGCCGUUACUUAUGUCUAGCUCUGGCGAGCAAAAAUCAGCUGCCGAGCAGAAAUUGGUGGAGCAGAAGGUAUUCUUGGCUCUUCGAAAUAAAACUGUGAGCAAAAACUGCUAUAGAGUGCUGGGAUUCAGUAUUGAACUAGAUAAAGGACAAUCGCUUGGACUUAUAAUCAAAAGAGAUAUCGUUGUUGGCGUUAAAUGGGACAGCCCUUGCCUUGAAGACCCGGAUAAGAAUAAAGAUUUGCUAACUAAACUCAACCAAACUGGUGGAAAGCAUACUGUCCAUGUCAUAAGGUUCAAACGCCGUCCAACAAUGAAGCCAAUCCUUCCUAAAGGUUAUCGACCCGUGGAAGGAUUCCAAUAUGAAUGGACUAUGGUAUAUCUGAUGAGGGGAAUGACGCUGGGAUUGGAUGUUCGAGUUAUAGAUGGAAAGGUGUACGUGACGCAUAUCUAUCCAGACAGCAUAGCGUCGAUGUCACUUUUAAUCGGAGAAUGCAUCAUUGACGUAGAAGGAGAACUUGUGACUUCUAUUCCACAGCUUACCUCUUCUAUGGUAAAAGCGCUCGAUAAAAAUGGUCAGGUCCGCCUGCUUGUGGAGGAACCCGGCAACGACAUGCUUCGUAAUAUGCUGCGAGCAAAGAUUGCCGUAGCCAUGGGUCCCACUGACCAGAAAGAUCUUCCACUGCCACCGGAAACGAGACCGUGGAUAGAGAAAGGACUAGCCGCUUUGAAGGAAAAGGAUCCAAAGCCAAUAUACAGGCCACCAAAGUCUGAAAAGACCAAACAAAGAAAAACGCACUUCUCCGAAAAGACUGUCGAGCAUACUUUCUUUGAUGAUUUGCAAACAAGUCUAAUUGUUAAGGUACCGCCGCCAAGAAUAGCAGAGGAUAAACCCAAGGAUAAGCUAGGAUGAUUGAUUGAAAAAGAUUUGAAGUAAUGCUGUAAAAUUGUUG
Messenger RNA from Cylicocyclus nassatus, 954 nucleotides. The record is from the annotation of a GenBank genome assembly. NCBI's taxonomy places the organism in Eukaryota, Metazoa, Nematoda, Chromadorea, Rhabditida, Strongylidae.